AUGAAGGCUAACACGGCUGCUACGAAGAUCCAAGCUGGAUUUCGGGGAUACAGGGUGCGCAAGCAGCUCAAGGAAUCGAAGGAGGACGAUAAGAAAGUUGAAGGUAACGCGACAAGUCCUCCGCCAUUGAAAAAGCAAGACACAAGGGCGGCUCUCGAAGAGAAAUCAGCUACGAAAAUUCAAGCCGGCGUACGGGGUUUCCUGGUGCGUAAGAGACAGCAGGCGGCGCAGGCAGCCGCCACGAGGAUUCAAGCCGGUUUUCGUGGGUUCAGGACGAGGAAGCUGCUCAAACAAAACGGACAGUGA
Molecule: messenger RNA, 306 nt
Organism: Cephus cinctus (wheat stem sawfly)
Lineage: Eukaryota; Metazoa; Arthropoda; Insecta; Hymenoptera; Cephidae
Product: neuromodulin
Exons: 1
Coding region: 1-306 (101 amino acids)
Molecular function (GO): calmodulin binding
Source: RefSeq, a predicted model, not a curated record